Molecule: messenger RNA, 2211 nt
Organism: Cornus florida
Lineage: Eukaryota; Viridiplantae; Streptophyta; Magnoliopsida; Cornales; Cornaceae
Product: patellin-4-like
Exons: 4
Coding region: 192-1907 (571 amino acids)
Molecular function (GO): lipid binding
Source: RefSeq, a predicted model, not a curated record
UCUCUCUUCCCACAAAACUGAUGUAGGAGAGAAAACAGAGGAGAGAAAACAGGGGAAACUUGUGGAUUAUGUGUUCUCGCCCUCUUUCUUUCUCACUGUUCAUCUUAAGUCAGAGACUCUCUUUUUUCUCUAUUAUUUCUCUCCAACUUCAACAACAGAAAAUUACUCGAUUUGUCUGAGAAACUUCAACCAUGGCUGUGGAUGAGACAUCAGAAUCAACCCAGAUGGCCGAAGUCGGGGCUUCUCAAGAACAAGAUCCAUCUAAGGAAGCCAAAGACGAAGGCGUUGCUGUGGAGGACGCGGAAGUUGCAGAAAAGAGUGACGAAUUGAAGAAAGAAGACGAGCCCAAGACAGACGAGAUAGUAGAGGAGAAGAAAAUUGAAGGCGAAUCAGGCGAGGCUUCGUCGCCUUCCCUGACUGAAAGGAGUGACACAUUCAAGGAAGAGAGCGAUUUUGUCUCUGAUCUGAGAGGGUACGAGAAAAAGGCGUUGAUGGAGCUGAAGAAGAUGCUCGAAACAGCAAUCUUAGGGAACAAGCUCUUCAAGGAGAGGAAGGUCAAAGUUGAAGAGCCUGAAAAGACUAAUUCAUCAGAAAAAGAGGUAGAGAAGAAUGAGAGAGGGGAGGAAAGUGAAGAUAAAGAACAACAAGCAGAAGAAGGCGAGGAGAAUAAAAAUUUGGCUACAAAUGAAGCCAAACAAGAAGAAGAAAUGGAGGUAAAAGAAGGGAAAGAAGAAGAAAUGGAGGUAAAAGAAGGGAAAGAAGAUGAAAAGCCCGCCAAUGAAGUGGAAACCGAAGGCGAAGAGAAGCAGAAAACCGAUGAAGAUGUGAUUGUUGAGGAGAAAGUGAUUCAAAUAGACGAGGAUAUCAGCCUUUGGGGGGUGAGAUUAUUGCCUAGCAAGGGAGAUGAGGACACCAAUGUCUUACUCCUGAAGUUUUUGAGGGCUAGAGAUUUUGAUGUUGAUGAGGCUUUUGAGAUGUUGAGGGAUACCCUUCAAUGGAGGAAGGAUUUCAAGAUGGAUUCUCUAUUGGAUGAAGAUUUGGGGGCUGAAUUUGGCUCCACAGCCUACACGAGUGGCGUGGACCGCGAAGGCCAUCCUAUUUGCUAUAACAUUUAUGGGGUAUUUGGGGAUUAUGAAUUUUACAAUAGGACACUUGGGAGUGAAGAGAACCAGGAGAAGUUUCUGAGGUGGAGAGUUCAGCUGAUGGAGAAGGGGAUUCGGGAGCUCGAUUUCAAGCCUGGUGGUGUAUCCUCAUUCCUCCAAAUCAAUGAUCUCAAGAACACCCCGGGACCAGGAAGGAAGGAGCUUCGGCAUGUCACUAGACGAGCAGUCGGACUUCUCCAGGACAAUUAUCCUGAAUUUGUGGCAAGGAAUAUCUUCAUCAAUGUACCUUUCUGGUAUUAUGCCUUCAUUGCUCUCCUAUCGCCUUUCUUAACCCAAAGAACAAAGAGCAAAUUUGUCUUUGCUCGCCCUUCAAAGGUCGCAGACACCCUUCUCAAGUACAUUCCUGCAGCAGAGAUCCCAGUUCACUAUGGUGGGUUAAAGCGGGAUAACGAUGAUGAGUUCUCUACUAAAGAUGGUGCUUUCGAGAUCAUUGUUAAGCCUGGAUUAAGUGAAUCUAUUGAGAUAGAUUUACCAGAGGUUGGGACAACUUUGAUGUGGGACCUGACUGUGUUAGGUUGGGAAGUUAACUACAGGGAGGAAUUUGUGCCAGCAAAUGAGGGUUCUUAUACCUUGAUAGUGAAGAAGGGGAAGAAGAUGAGUUCACAGGAAGGAUCGGUUCGCAACUCUUUCACAAGCACUAGUGAACCGGGAAAGAUUGUGCUCACAGUUGAGAAUGGAUCAUUCAACAAGAAGAAACGCGCUAUAUACCGAUACAAGAUCAAGAACAAAUCCAGUUCCUCUUGAGAACUUGUUACUACAUAAUUUCCAAAAGUAUAGUUAAUAUGGAUGAAUAAGUUUGAUUCUCCUUCUAGUAGUAGUUUUUGGGUGUCUUUAGGUUCAGUAAGAGAGUGAUGAUGACACCAUUUCCAGGAGGUGGAUACAGCACCCAUACUAUAUAUGUGAAUUUAUUGUUCCAAUUCUCAGUUUCUAAAUAAAAUUAUAAUUAUUAUUAUUAUUAUUAUUAUUAUUUUUUGGUUUCUUUUUUCCCAGGCUUCCAAAUUUUUACCCUCUUUUUUGUAUGUCUUCACGAAGCUUUGCAAUGAAUGUU